Molecule: messenger RNA, 978 nt
Organism: Tinamus guttatus (white-throated tinamou)
Lineage: Eukaryota; Metazoa; Chordata; Aves; Tinamiformes; Tinamidae
Source: RefSeq, a predicted model, not a curated record
UCACCGAGUCCGGCCUCUCCAUGGUCGACUGGCACCUGGUGAAGGAGAUGAAGCCCCCCCGGACGCAGCGCGAGUGGGAGGCCGAGUUCCAGAAGUACCAGCAGUUCCCCGAGUUCAAAAUCCUGAAUCAUGACAUGACGCUGACAGAGUUCAAGUUCAUCUGGUACAUGGAGUAUUCGCACCGGAUGUGGGGUCGCCUCGUGGGCCUGGCCUACAUCGUACCUGCUGUGUAUUUCUGGAAGAAGGGCUGGCUCAGCCGCCCCAUGAAGGGCUGUGUACUUGCACUGUGCGGCCUCGUCUGCUUCCAGGGACUGCUGGGAUGGUACAUGGUGAAGAGCGGCCUGGAGGAGAAGCCGGAUUCCUAUGACAUUCCUCGGGUCAGUCAGUACCGUCUCGCAGCACACCUGGGCUCCGCGCUCGUUCUGUAUUCAGCUAGCCUCUGGACAGGGCUCUCUCUGCUGCUCCCGCAGCACAAGCUACCUGAGACUCGUCAGCUGCUCCGCUUGAGACAAUUUGCUCAUGGCACUACAGCUCUCAUUUUCCUUACUGCUCUCUCAGGUGCCUUUGUGGCAGGGCUGGACGCUGGUCUAGUGUACAAUUCUUUCCCCAAGAUGGGGGAACGCUGGAUCCCUGAGGAUCUCCUUGCCUUCUCUCCAGUGCUGAAAAAUAUCUUUGAGAACCCCACAACUGUACAGUUUGAUCACAGAGUCCUGGGAAUCACCUCGAUCACAGCUAUCACGGCGCUGUACCUCUUCUCCCGGAAGAUCCCUCUCCCCCGCAGGACCAGGAUAGCGGUGACAUCCCUGCUAGCCGUGGCGGGCCUGCAGCGGCUCGUGCCCCCUUGCAGCUGGCUCAUUGCUAUCCUGGCCCAGGCCAACCCGCUGUUUGGGCCGCAGCUGAAGAACGAGACCAUCUGGUACGUGCGCUUCCUCUGGGAGUGAGCGGCGCCUGCAUGGAGAUCCCCACCACCACCGUGAG